UACCCAAUACCAGCCGAGGAUACACACCCGUACAGACAGACGAGAAUGUCGGCCAAGACGAUCACGCAAAGGCAAUCCACUAUACUAGACCCUUCGGACAAGUAUCGUCCGGAGCCCGUCUACGCGGGGAAAUUGAAGAGCGAGUUCAGGAACUACACGGAGGACCCGAUGGAUCCCGUGAAGGAGCGAGUUCGGAAAACUUAUUGCAAAAUGCACACCAAUCAAACCGUCGAGUUCGUGAAAUCUCGCAUGAAGGAAUGGCUUAGUUUCAACAAGUUCAAGAUGACCGUGAAGGAGGCUCUGAUCAAACUGAAUGAUUUGGUGGACGAAAGUGACCCGGACACCAGUCUGCCGAACAUCGUGCACGCGUUCCAAACCGCGGAAUCCAUCAGAAAGGACCAUCCUGAUCUGGACUGGUUUCAUUUGACCGGCCUGAUUCACGAUCUGGGCAAGGUAAUGGCGUUCUACGGCGAGCCUCAGUGGGCUGUAGUGGGCGACACGUUCCCAGUCGGUUGCGCCUGGGCUGACUCGAUCGUUUACAGAGAGACCACCUUCGAGGAUAACCCGGAUGGUAAAGACUCGCGAUACAACACAAAAUACGGCAUGUACAAGCCUAAAUGCGGUAUAAACAAUCUACUGAUGUCCUGGGGCCACGACGAAUACUUGUAUCGCGUUCUGGUCCACAACAACGCGAAACUACCGGAACAGGGUUUGGCCAUGAUACGCUACCACUCGUUCUACCCUUGGCACGCGGGCGGCGAUUAUAUGCAUUUCUGCACCCCCGAAGACAUGGACAAGCUCAAAUGGAUCAAUGAAUUUAACAAAUACGACCUUUACACCAAAAGCGCCGAGGUUCCGGACAUCGAGAAGCUAUGGCCGUACUACGAGAAACUGAUCGACAAGUAUAUUCCGGGCGUAUUGCAUUGGUGAAUACCUUUCUGGAGCGCAACAGAGAACCAGUCGUCGGAUUGUCGAUCAAAACGACAAGAAGCGACUUCGGUGGCAGUAGAAACGGGGCAAAUCAGGGGAUAUCGUGUUUAUAGAUUGCCGUAGCUCUCACUUACUAGAGAGAUUCGUCGAUAGAUUUGAGAAGCUCGACACCAUUCGGUUCCCGUAUGUAUGUGUGGUGGGUAAAAACGCGCGAAAGAAUCCGAGUCAGACCGAUGGAGGGGGCGAGCGUCGUCUGUAGAAGAUUGCGGGGCGUGGAUAUG
Messenger RNA from Dufourea novaeangliae, 1211 nucleotides. It is a transcript of the gene Miox, whose product is annotated as inositol oxygenase. Gene Ontology annotation, molecular function: inositol oxygenase activity; iron ion binding. The record is from RefSeq and is a predicted model, not a curated record. The transcript is spliced from 6 exons. Bases 46 to 930 code for a protein of 294 amino acids. Lineage: Eukaryota; Metazoa; Arthropoda; Insecta; Hymenoptera; Halictidae. Gene Ontology annotation, cellular component: cytoplasm. Gene Ontology annotation, biological process: inositol catabolic process.